Messenger RNA from Staurois parvus, 307 nucleotides. The record is from the annotation of a GenBank genome assembly. NCBI's taxonomy places the organism in Eukaryota, Metazoa, Chordata, Amphibia, Anura, Ranidae.
CAGAAAGAACAGUCAAAAUGCAGGCAGGGCACCGGACAAAGCAAUGAAAGCAGCAAAGACAGCAAAAAUGUCAUUUUUUAAAAAUUUCAAAUUUCCCGCCGGUUUCCGCCGCCAGAACGUUCCGACGUCACGGGGACCGGAACACGGAAGCCAGAUGCCGGCAUCCGCCGAGGAGGAGAUGGACGGGGACACUGCAGGGGACCAUCGUGUGGAGCGAAGGACAAGGUAAGUGCUGCAGGGACCCCCAGAGAACGCUGCAUGGUAAGCCCGAGUGUAGCUCGGGGUUACCGUUACUUGGUAUAGAAAU